Aspergillus bombycis is the source of this 1578-nucleotide messenger RNA. RefSeq lists its product as uncharacterized. The record is from RefSeq and is a predicted model, not a curated record. Bases 1 to 1578 code for a protein of 525 amino acids. The transcript is spliced from 3 exons. Lineage: Eukaryota; Fungi; Ascomycota; Eurotiomycetes; Eurotiales; Aspergillaceae.
AUGUCCGUGGGCACUCCCCCUUUGGUUAAUUUGGCACAUUCCGAUCCAAGCUCAGCGCCGCAAGACUUCUCUCCCGGCUCAGAACAACAAGCGACUCCGCAGAAUGCCGGUCAACAUCCAGUGAAGGUCAAAAGGCGAAGGCACCUACCCACCUCAGACGACCCAUCCAAGAAUCAAGUUUUCUAUUUUGUCGAUUCAAACUCUUCUUCCCGAGAAAAGCGAGCACAUGUUAUGCGCCAUCAUGUUCAGGAGAAACGAAAACAACUUAAACACACGCAUCCUCGAAGCGACUCUGAUAAGAGAGUUCAUCGCCCUCUUCGCUAUCUCUCUUGGCAGCAGAAAAAGUUAUUACUGAGUGGCGAUGACAAUGAAGUCGUUGAAUACAGGCGAUCUGAGGAUGGGAUUACCCCUAAAGACAUCUCCACAAUUCCAGCCGGGCCCCAAAGUUCUGCACUUGCUUCCUAUUCUGUUUCGCCAGUCACCCUACUUGACGCCUCCGGAAAAGAUCCUUUCGAUAGCUUGCCCGUAACUUGCACAAGAGAGGAUUUUAUUUUAAUGGAUUGUUGGACAAACAGAUUGACAUAUUGGUCAGGCGAGCCUAGACUCAUCAAAGACCAAGUCUUCCGGGCGGUCCUCAGCCAUCCCCUGCCUUUUCAGUCGGUUGUCCUUGCAUACUGCGCUCGUUGGAGGGCACAGGCAUACGGCUUAAAGUGGAGCCCUGAGGUGGAACAGCACUUAGGGAGAGCCACAAAGGGCAUUGAACAGGUGAUGAAGGGCGACAUGGAGAUCGAUACUGAUAGUCUAGCAAUGGCUUUGACGGGGAUGGCCAUACAAGAAGAGAGAUUCGGCAGCAGGCAGCACGCUAGAGGAUACGUAGACCAGGCUGUCCAGAUCCUCCGUUCCAGAUCGGGAUCCCAUCGUGUUGCUGAGGCACUGUUGCAUUAUGUGCAAUUUAUGUUGAUGCCGCUUCAUCCAGCAGUUCCCGGAGAUGGCCAGCAAUGGCUGGUCACUUUCCUUCGGGGAGCCGAAGACUUGAUGCUAGAACAUAGUUCCGAUGCGUAUUUGUCGUCAGUUCCCCAGCGUCGCUCUGCAUUUCGAAUGGACAGCCCUUUGUUUCCGCUGCUGUCCAGCGGACCUCGUCCUUCCCAUGUCCCCCAUCAGUCACGCAUAUACAUUAUCACGAAGAAUGCGCCAACGCAGGAGCUCACCCGUACUGCGGCUCUGAUAUACAUCACAGCCGCCCUCUGGGAUUUCCAGGGUUCUCCCAGCAAAACCGGCCGGUUUCUUGACCAUCUGCGCGCGACUGUGAAAGAUCAUGAACUCGACAGGUUUCCCGCGUGCGAGUCCUUCGUGUGGCUCCUCCUACUCGAAGGAUAUGAAGCCGACCUACAGGAACCCGAGAGAAGUUGGUCGACGAGCGAGCUGUUGAAAUUGUAUAAACAGCUUCGACCGGAACUCCAGUUCCUUUUCAGUGAAAUUCUUUUCAGCCUCCUGAUGCUCACUCCACCGAUCCGGGGGAUCGAUGUAUUUGAAAGUGAAUUGUACAGCUCUAUGCCAGAGGUCCAGGAAGAACUCUGA